This is a messenger RNA of Crotalus tigris (Tiger rattlesnake), 4832 nucleotides long. It is a transcript of the gene COMT, whose product is annotated as catechol-O-methyltransferase. The record is from RefSeq and is a predicted model, not a curated record. Gene Ontology annotation, cellular component: axon; membrane; dendrite. The transcript has 5 exons. Gene Ontology annotation, biological process: developmental process; catecholamine catabolic process; dopamine metabolic process. The coding region runs from base 259 to 1053 and encodes 264 amino acids. Gene Ontology annotation, molecular function: magnesium ion binding; catechol O-methyltransferase activity. Lineage: Eukaryota; Metazoa; Chordata; Lepidosauria; Squamata; Viperidae.
GCUAUAACCUUCACUGUUAAUUAAAACCAGGCCUCUGCACUGCCUGCAUUCUGGACUUGAGACUGGAGACCAUCCAGUUCUUCCCAUUUGACACCCUCAUGUUAUCUCUGGACAACUGCCUGACUUGCUCAACAAACUGAAAACGUCCUACAAGAAUCAACAAGGGAAGAUUUGGGGUCUGUCGGAGCCCUGACGUGUCCUGCUGAGAGUUAAAAAUCUGUCUUUGUUGACUACAUUCUUCAACCAGUGGAGGAAGAGAUGUUGGAAAAUUGGAUUUUGACCAUCCUCGUUUCGUUAGGCGUUGGCUCCGUUCUGAUCCUGGUGGCCACGAUUCUGCUGGUCAAGCAUAACGUCCACGCCAAAAUCUUCUGGAACGAGCUGGUUUUGGAGACGAUCACCAACUUCGUCAUGGAUCAGAGCAAAGAGCAGAGGAUUUUAAAUUCGGUCUCCUACAACGCCAUCAAAGGGGAUCCGGAGAGCGUGUUGAAGUGCAUCGAUAAGUACUGUGGCCAGUAUGAGUGGGCCAUGAACGUUGGAGACGAGAAAGGGAUAAUUCUAGACAAAGCAGUUGAGGAAGCUGAGCCGACUGUCGCUCUGGAGAUGGGAACCUACUGUGGUUAUUCGGCCAUCAGGAUCGCUCGCCUCUUGAAACCCAACGCUCGCCUCCUCACCAUCGAAUUCAACCCCGAGUUCGCAGCCAUCGCAAAAGAAAUCAUUGAAAUUGCAGGACUCAGCGAUAAGGUGACCAUUAUUGAAGGCCAUUCGCAGGAUGUUAUCCCUCAGCUGAAGAAGAAAUACGAGGUGGAAACGCUGGAUUUUGUCUUUCUUGACCAUUGGAAGGAGAGAUACACCCCGGACACUAUUCUCCUUGAAGAAUGUGGUCUCCUGCGCAAGGGCUCCAUCCUUCUAGCCGACAACAUUAUCUACCCCGGAGCGCCAGAGUUCAUUAAAUACAUUCGGAGUAACAACCGCUACGAAUGUACUAGCUACCCUACCUUUUUGGAAUAUAUGAAGGUGGAGGAUGCCAUGGAAAAGGCCGUAUAUCUGGGAUAAAGGGGGAGAGGCAGGGAGGGAGAACUAACUAGCAUUCAUCUCCUAGCUGUACACGCAAGCCUUAAGCAAUUUAGUACUUUCGCUUUCACUUUUUGCCAAUCUGAGCCUUCUGCACGGUUUCAGAGCUGGUUGUAGAUCAGUGUUUCUCAACCUUGACAAUUUUAAGGCAUGUGGACUUCAACUCCCAGAAUUCCACAGCCAGCCACAUGCCUUAAAAUUGUCAAGGUUGAGAAACACUGUUGUAGAUGGAAUUUAGGUAUCCUCAGCCGUCUGUCUGUCUGGGAAAUUCUGUGAGUUGAGGACCACCCAUCUUAAAAGUUGCUGAUGCUGAAGAACACUGCCUUAGCCAAUCCCUUCCGUUAUGGUUCCAUCCUGGUUUGAGCUCUCUUUCUUUCUUUUUCUUCUUCUUCUCCUUAAAAUUAUUUUAAAAAAGCACUUGGUUUGGGUCCCCACUGCUACCCCAGAACUAGACGUCAGCUAGCUUGAUCGCUAAGGGUAAAGGUCUAUUCUUGUCUUCUGCAAGGACCAAUUAAUUUUUUCCCCCAGAAAUACAGAGUUUGGGGGCCAGGGGACACACACAUUAUCUCCUUUCCAAGAAUUGGGGAUUUAUUUAUAUAUAUUUUUUGGGUAAAAUAUGGGACAAAGGAAAAAGUCAUCUUCACCUUUGCUGCAUUCUUUGAACGCUACUAGGACAAUAUAUAGAAAGGCUAAAGUGAUAUCUUCAUAUAUAUAUAAAAAAAACAAUCCACAGCAGCAGUGAUACUCUGCUUAAUAAGUCCAACACUGCAGCCGGGGCUAAAAUCCACAUCCUGUCUCUUGGUCACGUAAUAAAUGUGCUUCUUUUGUAUGGUGGGACUUCAUUUUUCCCCCUUGGAAAGGAAAUGGGAAAAAGCACACACCCAGAUAAGCAGGGAUUAACACCAGACAAACAAUUCAGCAGAAAGCAAUAUCCUGUUCAAGGAAGUACCAAGGAGAAAACUACGUGCUGACCAGCAACCACAGGGCAAAGUACUAUAGAUAAACAGAGUAAACCCCACAUUCCCUCGCGCUGAUGAUGUUAUCUAGUUAGGUAAUGAAAUGUCUGUAACUCAGCCUGUGCAUUCUAGGUGUUGUAGUCCUACUUAUCUGGAAGGUCCUGGUUAUAGAGAUUCAGCUAUGAUUGCUCAGUAAUAAGAAUUGUUAUAUCCACCUCAAAGUGACAUACAUUCUCCACCACUGAGUUUUCAGAUUUAUACAUAAAAUAGGUAGCCCCCUCCUCCCCCACUUCCAGGAACUACUUGUAGCCCUGAGUAAGCAUCGCUCUUUAAAUUGAUGCAUUUCCGUUUCAUCCUUAGUUUCUCUAAAUUAUUGCAAACCUGUGUACCUCUUUGCCCUCUUCUGUUCUCUUCCAAUUUCCUUGCAUCCAACUCUCCCUGCCCAAAAUAAGUUAGAGAAGCAGAAUGUAACAGACAAUAAUAAUAAUAAUAAAACAGCAAAUAAGACUCAAGUGGCAAUUUAAGACUCAAAUAUUUUCAGAGACGAAUUUUUAUCGAUCCCGAAAUACUUCCUUUGAAGAAAGUUGCCAACACGUAACAUUUAAAUCUUCUCCCAACCUCAGCAAGGUGCAUUUUUUCCCCAAGUUAAUUCAGACCCUAAAUAACCCUGACAAUCCUAAUGAAGACCAAUUAGCUAAAUGAGAAAUAUUGGCAGAUCCUGGCAAUUACGUCGGUUUGCUAACAAGAGAACAGGAAUUAGGGUCACCCUCGGUUUAUUUAGGAGACAUUUAAUUUGGUUUAAUAAAGUCCAGCAGAACUUUCUAAGACAAAAGCCAGGAUUUAUUUGCAGUGGCUCAUAAAUACGAGGAAGAAGGUCAAACGUGGGACUCCAUUUUUGAUAGAAUAGAAAUGGCACAUUCCAUAUGAAAUAAAAUUGAGUCCCAGCUAAACCUAGCAGCUUGCUUGUGACAAAUACCUUGAUUAGGGGGGGGGGUGAGAUGUUAGAUUGGCUUCCCACAAUGAUCUUAUGUUGGCAUGGUGAACACAUUCCUGUCAUCAUUCCACCCUCCAAGUUUUUUUUUUUUUUUGUAUAUAUAAAUCUUGCAGGGAACUUGCGUUCCACAAGAUAACCCCCAAAUUGUAGACAUCCAAAUGCUAUUUGUAAAUAGUAAUUCGAUUGCCUGACAGGAAAUCCUGCAGCAGGCUUUUAAAAUCCACAAGAAUCAGCUCCCAAUUUCAAGUCCCAGAUUUGUCUCUCUUUAAACAACCUCUUUUUCAUAUUUUUUUUUCCUUUUGCACACUUACCUUAUAAAAGAGAGCCACCUGCUUAAAACCAAGAAUUCAUCACCACCAUUUCUGAAUAUUGUCAACCAUCUUAGAGGGUUUGAAGGAAGGGAAGCAAUUUAUAGAGGAAAUAUCAGUCCAAAGGGACAGUCCCACCAUACUUGAAUUAUCCUCAGAAGUGAGAUGAAAGGAAUGGAAAGAGGACAAGGAAAGAAACAAAAGUGGCAAAAAGCAACAGGACAAAAUGGCAGCUUCUGCCAAAGCUUAACCCCCAUGAGUUUGAAAAUCAGUUUUAGGCCGACUCGGAACAAAUCACCUUUCCAAACAAAUUUCCUUCCUGGUUUUAAAAUUCUUUAUAUCAUCUCAGUCCUUUUUGUACCAAACCUCAGGCCAGUCCUGGAAUAAAAUAUCAUCUAGUACAGUACAUAGGGGGAACUGGAGACCAGAUGAGAGAGAAGAUCUUGAGAGACUGGAUCAAGAGACACCACCUAAGGAACUAUCAGAUAAGAGAUUGCAUAGCCCAUAGCUGUAUAACGGAAGGAAGUCUGAGAGAGAACCCUCCCUAGUUUUGGGAGUUGUAUAGGAAGGGGGCUGUAAUUUCACACUUGCAACAUUCUGCUAAUCUAGCUUUACAAUUAAGCAGAUUUAAUUUAUCUGGCUGGGUUUCCUGUCUGAUCUGCUUAGUAAGGCUGAUAGAGGGAUUCCCAUAAAUUAUAUUUCAACCAAGUGGCGAACUGGAUUCAGCUGGAUAUCCGAACCAACCACAACCUAAUAUCCGAUGAAUCGUUCAUUACGCCUCCAUCCUCCCAGCUGCUGAGACCCACGAUAAACUCCAGACCAAAAGAUAAUGAGAGCCAUGAAAGGGAAAAAUUAAAAUGGAAAAAGAGAAUGCUUAAUUUCCUCCCCUUACUAGCAGCACCACGGUCAUAUUAGCACACUUGGAAAGAAAGGAGAAGGUAUUGUUUUUUAAAUGUAUAUUUUAGAGAAAGUUGUAAAUGAUUGUGUUAAAAGUAAAGGACUAUGAAACAGAUUUAUUUGAUUAAGGCUAAAAUACAUAUGUUGCUGUUUCUGGUAAAUCUUAAUGGACUUUUGCUGAUUAGGAUUUAAAGAUGGGAGCUUUUAAGAAUCUGUUUAUUGACAAGAGAUAUGUAAAGAAGAUAUCCUUUGUUAUUGUAUCAAGAAAGGUGUAUUGCUUGUAUUUGUCUUGAUGAAGGGUGAAGUCAUUUGUAUGUUUUUUCUUGUCUAUCCAGCCAUCCAUUUGUUGCUCCAUCAGUCAUUCUACCUACCGUCCAUCCAUCUAUCUAUCUAUCUAUCUAUCUAUCUAUCUAUCUAUCUAUCUAUCUAUCUAUCUAUCUAUCUAUCUAUCAUCUAUCUAUCUAUCAUCUAUCUAUCUAAUCUAUCAUCUAUUUUCUUUUUGCACUUUUUCAAUGCAUCUGAUUCCUUUUUACAUUUUUAUUAGUUCCUAUUAGUUUAUCUUUGUAUUUGUAAACUCUAAUAAAAUUUACUAUUUACCAAACAAAA